AUGCUAAAAAUUCUAAUUCCAACCCUUAUGCUAAUCCCAACAACAUGGUUAACAAAACCAAAGUGACUCUGACCUUCAACACUAGCCCACAGCCUUCUCAUCGCCGUGUUUAGCUUAACAUGAUUUGCUAACAUGAGUGAGACGGGAUGAACUAGCCUUAGCUAUUACCUGGCCACCGACUCCCUGUCGACCCCACUUCUUGUUCUCACUUGCUGACUACUUCCACUCAUAAUUAUUGCUAGUCAAAACCAUACAGCUACUGAGCCCUGCAACCGCCAACGAGUUUAUAUUACCCUGCUAACAUCUCUCCAAAUUUUCCUUAUCCUAGCAUUUGGUGCUACUGAGAUCAUCAUGUUCUACGUCAUGUUCGAAGCCACUUUAAUCCCCACCCUUGUAAUUAUCACACGAUGGGGGAACCAAACAGAACGUCUAAACGCAGGUGUAUAUUUUCUAUUUUAUACCCUCGCAGGCUCCUUACCCCUUCUCGUUGCCCUCCUUCUACUUCAAAACAGCGCAGGAACGCUCUCCUUAUUAACCAUCCAAUACUCAGACCCCUUCCAUCUUUCUACUUUCGCGGAUAAACUAUGGUGAGCAAGUUGCCUUCUCGCAUUCCUUGUAAAAAUGCCAUUGUACGGAGUACAUCUUUGGCUCCCAAAAGCACAUGUAGAGGCCCCCGUUGCUGGUUCUAUGAUUCUGGCUGCCGUACUUCUAAAACUUGGGGGUUACGGAAUAAUUCGCAUAAUUCCCAUCCUUGACCCUUUAACCAAAGAAUUAGGUUACCCCUUUAUCAUCUUUGCCCUCUGGGGAGUGGUAAUAACUGGGUCUAUUUGCCUCCGGCAAACAGACCUGAAAUCACUAAUCGCCUACUCUUCAGUCAGUCACAUAGGUCUAGUCGUAGCAGCUAUUCUUAUCCAGACCCCCUGAAGCUUGUCCGGUGCUUUAAUUCUUAUAAUUGCCCACGGACUUGCAUCCUCCGCUCUCUUUUGCCUAGCUAAUACAAAUUAUGAACGGACACACAGCCGUACAUUAUUACUAGGUCGAGGACUACAAAUAGCCCUCCCUCUAAUAACAACAUGAUGGUUCAUUGCAAGCCUUGCAAACCUUGGAUUACCCCCACUUCCGAAUCUCAUGGGAGAAUUAAUAAUUAUUACUUCACUAUUUAGCUGGUCCUGGUGAACUCUCGCCCUGACUGGCGCAGGCACUUUAAUUACUGUCAGCUACUCUCUUUAUAUGUUCAUUAUAACUCAACGGGGACCUCUUCCCGCACAUAUAAUUGCUUUAGACCCCUCCCACACUCGGGAACACUUAAUUAUAGCCCUUCACCUUAUCCCCCUCCUUCUGCUUGUGCUUAAGCCCGAAUUGGUCUGAGGCUGAGCCGCAU
This is a messenger RNA of Gasterosteus aculeatus aculeatus (three-spined stickleback), 1381 nucleotides long. NCBI's taxonomy places the organism in Eukaryota, Metazoa, Chordata, Actinopteri, Perciformes, Gasterosteidae. The record is from the annotation of a RefSeq genome assembly.